UACCAGGCAAAAACACUCAGAAGCGACAUUAAGCUCGCAGACCCCGCAAGGCACGGUACGCACACAGAGCAGUACAGUACGCAGUGACGGUGACGUGCUUCAAGUGAUUUAUAAAUUUGUGACAUAUCGGAUUAUUAUCAACCAACCAUGGUGACCACCACAACAGUUCUUCAGCAAAAUGCCAUAUCCAGUGCGAUUGCUCCAAACGCCACGGUGGAAUCAACCACCGCGACCACAAGAAGAGUCAGCGACAAUAGACGCAGCAAUAAGCCAAUUAUGGAAAAAAGGCGCAGGGCCCGAAUCAACAAUUGUCUCAACGAACUCAAAACACUCAUACUAGAUGCCAUGAAAAAAGACCCAGCCCGUCACUCAAAAUUGGAAAAGGCCGACAUCCUCGAAAUGACAGUAAAGCACCUCCAAAACCUCCAAAGGCAACAAGUGGCCAUGUCCGCGGCCGCCGAUCCAUCCGUGGUGAACAAAUUCCGCGCCGGAUUCAGCGAGUGCGCCAGCGAAGUGGGGCGAUUCCCCGGUCUGGACCCCAUCAUCAAACGCCGUCUUUUGCAGCACCUCGCAAGCUGCCUCAACCAAGGCGGCAAACCCCAGGAAGUUCCCCAAGUUCAAGUGCACAUCCUACCGAACAAGCCCGAUCCGCAGGUGGUUCCUCAAAGCAGUGGGAUUAUCUUCAGCAACGGAAACGGCACCGGGGUCCAGUUGGUGCCCACGAGGCUUCCCAACGGCGAUAUCGCCCUGGUGCUGCCCACGAAUGUGUCGCAAGGAAGUCCCCAACACAUGAACUCCCCCGUUCCCUUGUUGGUGCCAAUCUUGCCCGAUAGAUCUCCGUCAGUGCAUUCGGCAACGAGCAGUACGUCGAAUUAUUCGCCAAGUCAUAGUCCCGAGCCUAUGGACACCAUGUACUGUCAGCCUAAACCUUUGUCCUUGGUAGUGCGGAAAUCCGCGGAUCCUGUGGAGGAUGACAAACCCUGGAGACCGUGGUAGAUUAGCGUUUCAAGGACGAUGUAAAUAAACGUGUUGUGAUAUAUUGAAGGAUAUUCAGUAUUAAUGUUAUUAUUUUGAAUUCUUCUAGAAGCCAUAUGUAAUAGGUGUAAAUUGUAUAUAAAUCCUGAAAUGGUCACGGAACAGUGCAAAUAAUUAAUAAUGCAUCCUAGAUGAUUGAAUCGUACGAUUCAAAAGCUGUGAAUAGAUUUGUACAUAUUUUUUAAGAGAGUUUUAUUUGGAUAGAUAUUUAAUUAUUUAGAUUUUAAUGUGCCUUAUCGACAGCAAGAUCUAAUAUGUCUUCCAUGUUGAGUACUAUAUAUAACAUAGUAUAUUUACUGUGCUAAUAUACAAUUAUUUUAAAUAUUUUGAA
Messenger RNA from Brassicogethes aeneus, 1366 nucleotides. The record is from the annotation of a GenBank genome assembly. NCBI's taxonomy places the organism in Eukaryota, Metazoa, Arthropoda, Insecta, Coleoptera, Nitidulidae.